Drosophila virilis is the source of this 1100-nucleotide messenger RNA. RefSeq lists its product as uncharacterized. Gene Ontology annotation, molecular function: acyltransferase activity, transferring groups other than amino-acyl groups. The record is from RefSeq and is a predicted model, not a curated record. Lineage: Eukaryota; Metazoa; Arthropoda; Insecta; Diptera; Drosophilidae.
UUGUUAUGUUAAUCGCAACCGGCGACGGGCAGAAGUUAUCUCUCAUUUUAAAACCAGCUAACUUACCCCGCCCUGCCACGCCUUUAAUCCGUUCAUUAUUCAACAAAACAUGGCGACCGGGUUGACAACAAUCACGGACUUGGCGGAGCUGCGGGAACUGCAGGAGCUUCACCUGGCAGACUGGCCCAAGCACUGUGUGGCCUACUUCUGGCUGGACAACUAUUUGCGUUGGCUGGAAACAGAUCCUUUGACCAAGUACUUAACAUUCUACACGCUCGAUGGAGAUUGGCGUCGCGAUGGACUCUUUAUCCUGGUGCAUCGUUAUCAAUUGUUCUUCAGCAAUCUGAGCCGGCAAAAGACACCGGAACUGCUGUCAGUUCUGACCCUGUUGGACUGGACUAAUGGCUUCAAAGUGAGCGCCAUACACGAGACGCACCAUCGCGCCUACAAGCAGCUGCUGGCGGAGCGUCGACUGGUCAUGGAUCGUGAGAUGAAGACCGUUAUGUAUCAUCUGCCCUGCGAGCAGGCCAAGGCGCUGCAACGGAGCUGCCCGCCGGGCUAUUAUCUGGACGAUGUGCGGCUGGAGCAUGCAGGGCUCAUAAACGACCUGUGGUCAGCGCAUCAUCCAGGCUCGUUGAAGCUCGUAGAGAUGCUGAUCGAAAAGAAUGGCAAUGUGGGACUGUAUGAAGAGGCGACAGGCGAGCUGUGCGCCUGGUGCCUGAGACUGCAGAGCGGCUUCCUGGGCGCACUCGAGGUGCUCCAGACGCAUCAGCGCCGCGGACUGGGCCUAGUAGUAGCCGCCGCCAUAGCCAAGCGUAUAGCCAACGACCUGGAGCACGACGUGACAGCUCUGGUUAAUCUGAACAAUGAAACCGCCCGCAAAGUUUUUGAUAAAUUGUUAUUCACGCUGCUCGAAGGCGAGCACUACUACUGGAGCAUGUGUCUGCCCGAGUCUGGGGGAUUAUUAAAUUGGCCAGCCAAUACGUAGCAGACAGCAUUCAAGCUAUGUGAUAUCUAUCGCCAUAUAGCGUUAAGCUUAGGCAGAUAAAGUACUAUCUUACCCAGCCAAGCGCCAUAUAUAAAACCGAACAUUCAAAAUA